This is a messenger RNA of Colletotrichum graminicola M1.001, 879 nucleotides long. RefSeq lists its product as uncharacterized. NCBI's taxonomy places the organism in Eukaryota, Fungi, Ascomycota, Sordariomycetes, Glomerellales, Glomerellaceae. The record is from RefSeq and is a predicted model, not a curated record. Bases 1 to 879 code for a protein of 292 amino acids. The transcript has a single exon.
AUGGACACCGAACCGGUCGCCGGAACCACCACCACCACCACCACCACCACCACCACCAUCGUCGGCGCCGCCCCGCCCGACGACGACGACGACGACGAGGAGGAGGAGGAGACCCGCCCGGGCGGCGCGCGGACAACCUCGGCCCCCCGGUUCUGGAUCGACUUCUCCCUCUUCGACGACGGCCUCGACGCCGCCGCCACUGCAGCAGCAGCAACAGCCGACACCCUUCCGCGCUUCCACCGCUUCCCGGACCUGCCCCCGGAGAUCCGCAUCAAGAUCUGGUCCUACCUCGUCGCCCCCCGCGUGGUCGCCGCCUGCUGCUUCGAGCGCGACCACCGCCUGCCCGCCCGCUCCGUCCCCGCCCCCUGCGAGCCCUCUUCGUCGUCGUCGCCGCCAACGUGCCCGGUGGCGGCAACGGCGGCGGCGCCCAUGGUCUUCAACCCCACCUGCCCCGUCCUCCUCCUCGUCUGCCGCGAGUCCCGCGCCCUGGGCCUCGCGCAUUACGAGCUCGCCUUCUCCUGGCGCGUGUCGGCCCUUGCCGCCGCCGUCGCCCGCCCGCCCCGCGCCUGGUUCAACUUCCGCCUCGACGCCCUCUACCUCGCCGGCGCCCUCGACCCCCGCGACCGCUACGGCUUCGACACCCCCGUCGUCCGCUUCCUGCGCCCCCGCGACGCCCGCCGCGUCCGCCGCCUCGCCUGCGCCUUCUCCGCCCUGCGCUACCCCGAGCGCGGGCCCCGACCCGGCCUUCGGCUGCCUGUGGCACGUCGUCGACCGCUUCCCCCGCGCCCGCCGCCUCGUGCUCGCCGUCGCGCCCCGCGACGAGGAGGCCAUGGGCCCGUGCCGGCCGCUGACCGUCGCCGCUGCCGCCGACGACAAUGA